AUUCACCAUCCCGGUGAAGUUGGGUCCAGCCGUAACCGGUACCAGCUACGGACCGGUUCGUUAGCAGCUACUCGGCGUAGCUCUCAGACUGGACGAGUGUUCAGAAAAGUAACCCCGUGAGUCCAUAAGUGGACAAAUGCGUGCCCUUGAAAUUAGCUAUUAUGUGUUUAUGUUAGCUUAGCUUGUUGUCACCAACAGGAUUCCAUUCAAAACCCAGGAGGGGCUCUGCCAUUGCCAAGAUUGUUGGUGCCAAUGUUGCUCAAAAUCCUAAAUUUGACAACACAGUGAAAAUGUGGGUGUUUGAGGAGACUGUGAACGGGCAGAAGCUGACUGAAAUAAUCAACACCACCCAUGAAAAUGUGAAGUACCUUCCUGGACACAGGCUACCAGCAAAUGUGCUGGCUGUGCCAGACCUGCUGGAGGCGUCCAGUGAUGCAGACAUUCUGGUGUUUGUGAUCCCUCACCAGUUCAUCGGCAAAGUGUGCGACACCAUAAAGGGCAAAGUCAAGAGCGACGCACUGGGAAUAUCUCUGAUUAAGGGUGUGGACGAGGGUCCUGAUGGACUCAAACUCAUCUCUGACAUAAUUCAGGAGAAGCUUGGCAUCACAAUGAGCGUGCUGAUGGGAGCCAACAUCGCCAACGAGGUCGCUGAUGAGAAGUUCUGUGAGACCACCAUUGGCUGUAAGAAUAAAAACCACGGCGCUCUCCUGAAGGAACUCAUGCAGACCAACAACUUCCGAGUUACAGUUGUGGAGGAAUGUGACGUGGUGGAAAUCUGUGGAGCUCUGAAGAACAUCGUUGCGGUCGGUGCUGGUUUCUGUGACGGUCUGGGCUUCGGGGACAACACAAAGGCAGCGGUAAUCAGGCUGGGGCUGAUGGAGAUGAUCGCCUUCGCUCGGAUAUUUUGCACGGCCGGGCCUGUGUCCUCCGCGACCUUCCUGGAGAGCUGCGGCGUGGCCGACCUCAUCACGACCUGCUACGGAGGCCGCAACCGCAGGGUAGCAGAAGCUUUUGUGAAAACAGGGAAGUCCAUCGAGGAUCUGGAGAGAGAAAUGCUUAACGGCCAGAAGCUGCAGGGACCAGCAACAGCAGCCGAGGUUUAUCUCAUCCUCAAGCACAAAAACCUGGUUGACAAGUUCCCUCUCUUCAAUGCAGUGUAUCAGAUCUGCUUCCAGGGCCAUCCGGUCACAGAGUUCAUCAGCUGCUUGCAAAACCACCCCGAGCACAUGUGACCAGGUAAAACCGACAGACUGCCUUCCUCGCGGGAACAAGCCCCUGGAGCACUUCUGCUCCCCUCCAGUCAGACUCGACGCACACAGAAGGCUACAGAAGUUCUUACCUUUUCUCUUUCCGUACGGAAACUUGAAGGAUAAUUGUUUUCUCGUCUCUAGUUGGUGGUCAGAUAGUUUAAACUAAGUCGGAUGUAAUCAGAUUACUUGGUGUCAAUUUGUAAAGUCUCAGCAGUAAUAUAGAAAUCUACAUUUUAUAAAACCUCUGGAAUAGUUGGAUCUGAAACUGACAUUGUAAUAGUUUAUAGCACUGUUAUUACCAGCUUAUAGCAUUAAUGUCUCGGUCCACCACCGGUGGUUUGAUCAGAUACCUCUUUGAUUUUUAGCUGUACAUAAUUCACUGACAUGCCCCUCAUGUGCUGUUAAUGAAUAUAUUUUAACUUACAAAACAAAUGUGCCUUAUAAUGCAUGGUUGGCCUUUUAUUAUCAUUUAUUAUCGAAGAAACCAGCAACUAGAAGCACUCUGGUGAUCGAGUCGGUUUAAAUCCCUCUCCCAUGAGACUGAGCAGCACAAACUCCUUGUUGCUUUUCAAAAAAACUUGUUUUUGAGAUAAUUUAGGACUGAAGUUGAAGUUUUCCCUCAUUUCAUAAAACUACCACUACAAGGCAGCUAAUUUCUGUGGAGUUAGAAGUCAGUUUUCUGAAAAGCUGCAAGGAUCUUGUUUUAAUUACUGCUCUGUUCUCAUGUAGUCAUGGUGGCCAAACUGCUGUAGAAGGGUUCAGGAGAACCAGAACAACCUUGUUCAUGAACAAUGACUCACUACGCCAUUUGUUACUGUGAUCCUGCCUAACCAAGUGUAUACUUGAGCUGCAAAAUAUCUCCAUUUGAAUAAAUGAAUUCAGGUGUUGAA
Nothobranchius furzeri (turquoise killifish) is the source of this 2140-nucleotide messenger RNA. Its product is annotated as glycerol-3-phosphate dehydrogenase [NAD(+)], cytoplasmic. Gene Ontology annotation, molecular function: protein homodimerization activity; glycerol-3-phosphate dehydrogenase [NAD(P)+] activity; NAD binding. The record is from RefSeq and is a predicted model, not a curated record. Lineage: Eukaryota; Metazoa; Chordata; Actinopteri; Cyprinodontiformes; Nothobranchiidae. Gene Ontology annotation, cellular component: cytosol; glycerol-3-phosphate dehydrogenase (FAD) complex. Gene Ontology annotation, biological process: carbohydrate metabolic process; glycerol-3-phosphate catabolic process.